Messenger RNA from Aspergillus alliaceus, 1850 nucleotides. Its product is annotated as putative alpha-1,3-mannosyltransferase. The record is from RefSeq and is a predicted model, not a curated record. Gene Ontology annotation, biological process: protein O-linked glycosylation. The coding region runs from base 139 to 1650 and encodes 503 amino acids. Gene Ontology annotation, cellular component: Golgi apparatus. The transcript has a single exon. Gene Ontology annotation, molecular function: alpha-1,3-mannosyltransferase activity. NCBI's taxonomy places the organism in Eukaryota, Fungi, Ascomycota, Eurotiomycetes, Eurotiales, Aspergillaceae.
AUUCUCUCCCUGAUGAGAGCAGUCUGAGGCAGCGUUCUCUACGUAGAAUCGCAGUAUAUUUACCACUUGUCAAUGUUUUCAUCUUAGUUCCUUCGCUGUUAAGCUCGGCUGGAGCCUACACAUCGGGUUUCACGGAACAUGAAUUCUCUUUUGGCUCUGCGGGGCCUGAGGCCGGCUUGGAUCGGUAUCACCGCGAUUGCAACAGUCGCGGUAUUCUCUUUAUUUCUAUUAUACUCGCCACAGCUAAAACCUACGACCUCAAAGGUGCCAACACCCGAUCCUGUAAAUCAUAUUGUGACCGAUUCGACAUAUGUGGAUGUUAAUCCCAUUACAGCCAAUGACCGCAUAACAAUUACUGAGGUGAGCUUGGUGAACGAUCUUGCGCAAUACUUUAUCGACUACCCACUUCAACCACCAUACAAAGAGCACUUCGGCCAGCUCGGCCAACGCAGCCGAGUCCUGCGCAACUGGCUAGCACUAGCUGACCAGUCUGAAAAUCCCAUUAUAAAGAGCUUGCUAUUAAACGCUACUGAACGAGUUGCCGUGUCCCUAUAUCCUUUCCUCGAGAAGCCUGAGGGGAAAGCAACCUCACAAGGGCCUGUAUCGGAUCUUCGGGCAUCCUUCGAACCAGGCUCAGCCGGAAUCGUGAUACCAACUAGCAACAAGACUCUUCGCUUCGCGAUUCACCUCAUCGGUGCUUUGCGUUCGGUUCUGAACUCAACACUACCCAUCCAGGUGGUUUAUGCUGGGGAUGAGGAUCUGAGUCCGGAUAACAGGUCGCGGUUAUCACAGAUUGUAGAGUUAGGCCCGCUGGAAUUCCUUGACAUCCUUACUAUCUUCGAUGAUACAACCCUUCAGUUGCGGUCCGGUGGCUGGGCCAUAAAGGCCUUUGCGGCUUUAGCCUCGCGGUUCGAGCGUGUGAUCCUAGCCGACGCUGACGCCGUUUUCUUCCAACCCCCGGAGGUACUACUUGAUCACGAAGCAUUUAUCCGCACCGGCGCAUUGCUGUUCCAUGACCGGCUUCUCUGGCCUGGUGCAUUCAAGGAGCGUCACGAGUGGUGGGAGAGUCAGAUCCGGCAUCCAAGCCCCGAGCUGAACAAGUCACUGGUAUGGACGGAAUGGUACGCCGAAGAGGGGGACUCUGGUCUUGUUGUUCUUGACAAGAGCCGCUUGGAUAUAUUCAUCGGACUGUUUCACAUUUGUUGGCAGAAUUCAUACGCGGUUCGGGAAGAGACUACAUACAAGAUCACCUAUGGUGAUAAGGAGACGUGGUGGUUUGGUCUUGAGCUUGUAGGAGCUAGCUACGAGUUCUCGGGCCACUACGGUGGAAUUGUCGGCUGGGAGGAUGUGGACGAGAAGGGAAAGCCUAAGGUGUGUAGCUUUGUUAUCGCUCACGUUGAUGCAAAGGAUCGGCUCUUGUGGUACAACGGGAGUCUGCUCAAGAACAAGGGGAAGAGCGAGAUGGCGAACGAAUAUGAAGUUCCGACGAACUGGAUGAUCGAUGCCGAAUGGCAAAAGGGCGCUGCUAAACAGGACAUGAGCUGUAUGGUGGGAGGUGAAGUGAAGAAUUUAACGCAAUAUGAGCUGGACGUCCUGCAACAAUCGAUUGAACUAGCGAAAAAACUCGAUUCCACGACUCAUCCUUCGUGAAAUGGAACUGAAACGAUGCCCUUUAUUUCUGCGCUUUGACACCAUGAUUCACUGGCACAUAUCGUCUUGGCGUAUUCAUGUGAGGCGGUUAGACGCGCAAUUGCCGGCAAGGUCAGGAUUUUGCUAUUGAAAUAUAUUCGUCCACAGCUGCAGACAUAUACUCGACCAGUCCUUGUUGACCUUUCCAUCCGCAUCAUCCG